Molecule: messenger RNA, 1009 nt
Organism: Sipha flava (yellow sugarcane aphid)
Lineage: Eukaryota; Metazoa; Arthropoda; Insecta; Hemiptera; Aphididae
Gene: pck
Exons: 6
Coding region: 165-854 (229 amino acids)
Biological process (GO): regulation of tube size, open tracheal system; septate junction assembly
Cellular component (GO): septate junction; membrane
Source: RefSeq, a predicted model, not a curated record
ACAAAACAUUCUUAUCUAAGGCGUGAACCAACAUAAUAUUUUUAAAUUAUUCCCAGUUUUAUUCUCUUAGUUUACUAAGUAUUCUAUGAUAUAUUGUUUUCUACCGGAAUUAUUUGUUUUUUUUACAAUAAUAUUUGCUUAACAAUUUACUAUAAUAUAUUGCAAUGAGUUCUGACAAAGUUGACUACCCUAAAGCAUCUAAGCUAAUUAGUGAUGCUGGUGUAAUAGUUUAUAUUGGAGGAUUUCUAUUAGUUAUUGCAUUCUUAAGCCCAUAUUGGAUACAAUCAUAUAAUGAUGCAUUUAUGAAUUUUAAACACAUGGGUUUAUGGACUUACUGUUUUGACCAUUUUCGUCAUCCUCAUUAUCAAUUUGACAAACUUUUUGAUGGAUGUAAUUCAGUUUUUAAUGAAGAUACUUACGUGAUUCGAGAAUGGCUUUUACCGGGAUGGCUAUUAUCUUUGGAGCUUUUUAUGACCUUAGCAUUAGUGCUAUCUCUUGGAACAUUAGCAAUAAUUGCCGCAGUAAUAACUAGAUAUCCACAGCGUAUUGUACUUAAAUAUGAGUACAUGCUUUCAGCUGCAUGUUUUAUAGCUACUUCAAUAUCUGCUUUCUUAAUAUUUUUAACAGUAAUCUUAUUCCCAUUCAACUGUUGGAGACGUGAUUGGCUCAUGUAUCCUAUGUAUAAUCACCUAUCUUGGUCAUUUUAUACAGCAAUUAUAUCAGGAUUUGUGCAUGCAUAUGGAGCGUGGUAUUUAUACAAGGAUGCAAGAAUCGCUUAUGAUCAAAGAAGGGAAAGUAAAAACUUAGUAAUGCAAAUGUAUCCUCCUCAUGAACGUAACUUUUAUGAUCAAUAAUCAUUUUUUUUUUUUUUUUAAUAUAUUUUAAAUAAUAUCAAAUCCAUCCAUAAUUAAGUUAACAAUCCGUCCAUGUUAAACCAUUAAAUAUUUAAUUAAUUUAAUUGUUAAUGAUCUAAUAUUGUAUUUCAGUAUUAUUUUAAGAACUGUUUUUA